GUGUCAUCCGGGUUCUUAAAUAUAACUAGAAAUGAGAGUAAAGAAAAAUGAAUGAAUAUCUACUAGAGCGCAAUAAUGAGAAGGACAAAGAGUGUUAUAGUCCUUGGAAUGAUAGCUUGUCUACUGGUGUUUAAAUCUUAUUUUAAUAACGCAGUUUUGUUUAUGACUGACCAAUCUAGUAAGAAGGAGAGUAUACGGGUAAAAGAACUAACAGACACUGACAAUCAUGUCCAUCCAACACCUAUUGUGAUAUUAACCUAUAUGAGAAGUGGUUCCUCUCUUGUCGGAGAUAUAUUACAGCAGAGUAAAGAUGUAUUUUAUUUGUUUGAACCACUCAGACUUCCACAGUUUCGACUAAGGAAGAAACAGCCCUACUAUAGCCUUGAUGGGAAUGAAAGGUUAUAUAGCAGUUUCCUUGACGCUGGCAGAGAUAUAAUAAGAAACUGGACAACAUGUAAUUUAUUUGGACUCCCGAACAUUACCUGGAGCGAUGGGUUUCUUUCUAAAAGCAAAAAAGCAAAACUAUAUAAUGCUUGCAAACUGUUUGAAUCCAACAUGCUACCUGAAAACGAAACGAUAUAUAGUUGUGUCAACAUGCUAAAACAAGUAUGCUUACAGGCUAAUUAUGUCGUACUUAAAAUAAUCCGACUUCCCGUCGAUCAGUUGGAACCACUAAUGCUGGAAUUCCCGCGUAUGAAAAUUGUUCAUCUUAUUAGGGACCCGCGGGCAACAGUUUUAUCACAAAUGAAAUUUGGAGUGAUAACAGUAAAAUCGUUCGUGACAAAUGUCAUAGAUUUUUGUUCUAGAAUAUACAGGGAUCUCGUAACUAUUGAUAUAUUAUCAAAAAAGUAUCCGCAACGAGUUUUAACAUUUUUCUAUGAAGAUCUUGCCAAAGAUCCUAUAGAAAUGUCAAAACAAUUGUACAAAUUUACAGGCUUAAGUUACACGCCGGAAGUGGAAAAGUAUGUUUUCAAUAUUACCAUGGCGGGAAAAUCCGUCAAAUGUGGGAAUUUAUGUACAGUAAAAUCGAAUUCAUCAAAAGCAGCAGAGGCUUGGCGGUCAAAGUUAAAUAUGCAAAAAGCUCGAAUAAUUGAUAGGUCAUGUAGACCUGUGUAUCAACGGUUAGGAUUCAAGGAAAUAAAGAGUGAGGAAAUGUUAAAAGAUGACGAAAUCCCUUUGAGAGUAGAACGUGAAAAUCUAAAUGACUAUCGUUAUGCAUGACCAAGCGAACUUGGGUAACACAGUUUAUUGUUCGUGAUUAGUAUAUUUUUAAACAUGUUGCUGCGGAAAGGAUUUUGUUUUACUAAAUGUAAAUUUGUUUGUGUCAUGUCGUGUCAUGUCGUGUAUUGAUUUUGUCUACAAGAAGUAUUUGCGCCUUUCCUUAAGGAUGUACUUAGGUGAAAUUUGAUUCUAUAAGUCAAGAGAGCAUGAGUUACAAAACAAAUACACUAAAUAUAUUAAUAGGAUCAGAUUUCCUUUUAAGUUUAAUAAAAAUGGCGAGAAAGGCUGACUCGGACUAUUACCUUUUAUUUGCAUUUUUAUUAUCGGGGUUUCAAAUCGAUAGAAAAGAAAUCUGCUUAAAUUUUGGAAAACAACAUUUUAUGAGCUAUUGAAGCUUUAUUUGAAAAAAGGGUAAUAUGGGGCACACUAUUUAACUCUGUAUCAUAGGGGGGAAUGAGUCUGAAAAUCAGACAAAAAUUCCCAAACCUACUAAGGACAUCCUAAAGUUAUUCUAAUAUAUCAUUAAAAAUCAAAAUGCAAUUCCCCAAAUUUCUCAAAAUUGAUACAAUAUUAUCAAACUAAAUGUCCUUAAGAAUAUAUCUGUUUACCAUCUGUAACUAGGAUUCGAUAUUCCUAACAAUAUGUUGAAACAAGAAAUCCUUAUUUUAAAGAUAUAAAUGAGACUUUUAAUCAGAAUCACAAGUAACAAAAAAAUCAAUUUAUUUGAAUUAGAGAAAAAAUAAUGGUUUAAAAGUUUAUUUGUUUUUCACCUUUUCUAAGGAUAGAGCAUUUAUCAUAAGUAUGUUAUUGAAUUUCCGGCAAGUGAGUGGGAAAAAUAAAAUAGUUUUGUAAGUGAUUUA
Mytilus trossulus (common blue mussel) is the source of this 2081-nucleotide messenger RNA. Its product is annotated as carbohydrate sulfotransferase 1-like. NCBI's taxonomy places the organism in Eukaryota, Metazoa, Mollusca, Bivalvia, Mytilida, Mytilidae. Gene Ontology annotation, biological process: sulfur compound metabolic process; N-acetylglucosamine metabolic process. The coding region runs from base 76 to 1221 and encodes 381 amino acids. Gene Ontology annotation, molecular function: N-acetylglucosamine 6-O-sulfotransferase activity. The transcript has 4 exons. The record is from RefSeq and is a predicted model, not a curated record.